AUGGCCUCUCGACUUACAGAGCAACGAUUUCAAUCGAAGGAGAGAGAGUUCGACUCAAUUACGUUCGCCGGAAUCGAAAUAGACCGCACGGAGUACGGAUUCAUUAUGCACCAAACGCGAUUUGCCAACAACAUCAAACAACUACAACUUGACUGCACGUUCAAACAGUACCGCUCCAAACGGCAGGAGCUCGCCUGGCUUGUCCAUACCCGACCAGACAUUGCCGCUGAUGUCAAUGUUGCCGCGCAAGUCGAGAGACAUAUUCAUCAAGGACCCAGUCUCGGAAUUCGAACUGGACCCUACGCAAUGUCUUAA
Chondrus crispus (carragheen) is the source of this 315-nucleotide messenger RNA. RefSeq lists its product as hypothetical. The transcript has a single exon. The record is from RefSeq and is a predicted model, not a curated record. Lineage: Eukaryota; Rhodophyta; Florideophyceae; Gigartinales; Gigartinaceae. The coding region runs from base 1 to 315 and encodes 104 amino acids.